Messenger RNA from Engraulis encrasicolus (European anchovy), 927 nucleotides. Its product is annotated as myb-related transcription factor, partner of profilin-like. Bases 1 to 927 code for a protein of 308 amino acids. The transcript is spliced from 2 exons. Gene Ontology annotation, cellular component: nucleus. Lineage: Eukaryota; Metazoa; Chordata; Actinopteri; Clupeiformes; Engraulidae. The record is from RefSeq and is a predicted model, not a curated record.
AUGGCGAAAAAACCAACCUUCACAGCUCAAGAGCUCGACGUGCUGGUAGAUGAGGUGGAGAGGAAGAGGCUGCUACUGUUCUCCAAGUUUAAGAACACCAUCACCAACGCGGACAAAAAAGCAGCAUGGGAGGAGGUAGCCCAGCGUGUUAAUGCAGUUGGCCUGGGCUACAAUCGGACAGCGGAGAUGGUGCGCAACAAAUGGAGAGAUUACUCCAGCGUCACCAAGAGGAAGGCGGCAGCGUUGCGGAGGGAGCAGCAGCGGACGGGCGGUGGCACCCACUCGGUGGAGAGCCUUAGUCCGAUAGAGGAGCGGGUCCUUGGUGUCCUCGGAGAGGAGGCACUUGCAGGUGUACGAGGCGGCCUCGACCCUCUCCUGGAACGGCUCCAGGCUACCCAACGUCAGCCAUCCUCUUCAUCUUCCACCUCCUCACAGCGCGCUUCCCGUCCCCCGGAGCCCCUCUCCAGUCACCUGGACCGCCCCACACCUGCAGAGGUCCUCCUGCAUUCCAUCGAAGAUCCAGCGGACACCCCCUCCGAAUCCCCGACCCGCCGAGUCCAGACCCGUCGAGUCCCCGACCCUCUCCCACCACCUGCGUCUUCGGCCCGCCUAGACCCUCUGUCUUCCCCCAGAGGUUCUCACCACCCCUCCUCCCUGUCCCAAUCACCCCAAUCCACCCGCACUGCAUCAGCAGUGUCCCCCUACCCCAGGAGAAGGCAGUCACGGAGGUGUCGCGACCAUUGCGACUGCUGUGACACACAGCUGAGGUAUGAGGCGGAGAAGGUGGCCCUACUUCGGAGGAUUCAGGGGGACCUAACGGCACUGAGGGAGCAGCGCCAGCGUCAUCACGAGGAGGUGAUGGCCUACCGGAGGAAGAAACUGGCGCUGCUCGCAGCAGCCAGUGCCAAAACGGCGGGUCCUGAUUGA